Molecule: messenger RNA, 3328 nt
Organism: Numida meleagris (helmeted guineafowl)
Lineage: Eukaryota; Metazoa; Chordata; Aves; Galliformes; Numididae
Gene: TWF2
Product: twinfilin actin binding protein 2
Exons: 9
Coding region: 573-1472 (299 amino acids)
Biological process (GO): barbed-end actin filament capping; positive regulation of neuron projection development; regulation of lamellipodium assembly
Cellular component (GO): cytoplasm; actin filament; myofibril
Molecular function (GO): actin monomer binding; actin filament binding
Source: RefSeq, a predicted model, not a curated record
GGGUAACGACUCUUUCUUCCGGGCUGGGCACCGGUGCCCUGCUUCCUGGCCUCGCUUUGCAGCAAAUAGCCGAUGUGCCCUGGGCAUAUGCAAAACACAAAGCAAACGCCCCCGUGACUCAGAAGGCAUGGAGGCAGGCUCUAACCCCUGCAGAAGCUGCGCUCAAGCUGUAAUUUUGAGGAUGUGCAAAUAAGAAAGGCCUCUUAAAGUAGUGGAGAAGAGGAAGUCCCUUGGGAAGUGCAUGUUGAGAGCCUCUAAAUGCAAUGAGACCGCUGCUGGGGUCCUGACACCCAGCCCGGUGCUCCCAGUUGUGGCUUUGCUGCUGGCGGCGGAGUCACCGGCUGCUGUGGGUAUCGCUGCCCAGAGUGAGACCGUUGUGAUCGGGGUCUGGGAGGUGGCAGCGGGGGGAAGAUGGCUUCCAGGCCACGGAGGCGGAUGGCUCACGGGCCACCACGGAAUUAAGGGACUUCUUCGCCAAAGCCCGAAAUGGCUCGGUUCGGCUCAUCAAGGUGAUCAUUGAGGAAGAACAGCUUGUUUUGGGAGCGCACAAGGAGCUGGCCCGGCGCUGGGACAUGGACUAUGAUGCCUUUGUGCUGCCCUUGCUGGACGAGCAGCAGCCAUGCUAUGUGCUGUACCGCCUGGACAGCCAGAACGCCCAGGGCUACGAGUGGCUCUUCAUCUCCUGGUCCCCUGAUAACUCCCCGGUCAGGCUGAAGAUGCUGUAUGCUGCAACCAGAGCAACGGUGAAGAAAGAGUUUGGAGGGGGGCACAUAAAGGAUGAGAUGUUUGGAACAGUUAAGGAGGACGUGUCCCUAAGCGGGUACCAGAAGCACGUAUCAUCCUGCUCCGCACCGGCCCCGCUGACCGCAGCUGAGCAGGAGCUCCAGCAGAUCCGCAUCAAUGAGGUGAAGACGGAGAUUAGCGUGGAGAGCAAGCACCAGACCCUGCAGGGCCUGGCCUUCCCCCUGCAGCUGGACGCGCAGCAGGCUAUCCAGGCGCUGAAGCAGAAGAAAAUCAACUACAUCCAGCUGAAGCUGGAUCUGGAGCGGGAGACCAUUGACCUGGUGCACACGAGCCCCACAGAGAUCGCUGACCUGCCCAAGAGGAUCCCGCAGGACUCGGCUCGCUACCACUUCUUCCUGUACAAGCACUCUCACGAGGGAGACUACCUGGAGUCUGUUGUGUUCAUCUACUCCAUGCCUGGGUACAAGUGCAGCAUCAAGGAGCGCAUGCUCUACUCCAGCUGCAAGAGCCGGUUGCUCGACACCGUGGAGCAGGAGUUCUGUCUGGAGAUAGCAAAGAAGAUUGAGAUCGACGAUGGCGCUGAGCUGACGGCGGAGUUCCUGUACGACGAGGUGCACCCCAAGCAGCAUGCCUUCAAGCAGGCCUUCGCCAAGCCCAAGGGGCCCGUGGGGAAGCGGGGACAGAAGCGGCUGAUCAAAGGGCCAGGAGAGAACGGCGAGGACAGUUAGAUCCGGAUGAGGCAGGGACGGGUGGUGAACGGACAGCAUCCCCCUGACGUUUCCCAGCUUCCACCCCUCCGUUCCAGGCCUUUCUGCUGACCUGGGGAUCUUUCCCUCCAUCUCAGCAUUCCCCUGCCCUUCUUUUCCCUUUUUCAUUCCUUACUGAGCAUCAGGACGGGCUGUUUCUCCCGGCGCAGAGCGGUGGGAUGGGGACAGGCUGUAGGUGUUUGUGUUUCUUUCUCCGUGUCCUUGUGCAAGCCUGGGGGCAACACAAGCCUGGGGAAGCACGGCAGCAUCAGGACCAUGUCCCCGGCCUACUCUGGUUCCACCUGGGACCGCAGCUUUCCCUUGGUUUACCUGUGCUGAGGGAAGGACUCACUCAUCUGCAAGCUGCUCUAUGCAAAGGAAGGAGAUGGCACCCGGCGUUGAUUUCACAGCAGAUAACAUUAAAUGCUUCUUUCCCUCCUCCCUCUUCCUACAGCCUUUGCUAAGCAAAGCCCCACUGUGCAAGCCCUAUGGCUGCCUAAGCCUUGCCAGGCUGCAGCUCAAACCCAUCCCUCGAGGGGGGACUUGGCUGCUGCAGCCAUGGCGCCUGGCAGGAGCAUUUGUCCCUGGUGAGAGACAGCCCCGUGUUCUAUCUGGAUUUGCCUUUUGGGGAGUACAGAUGCUUCCCCCUUCCCCUCUCACUCCCAGCUGUCUUACAGGGCAACCUUAGGGCCAGGGCCCUGGAUGUGCAAGCAGCAGCUGCCUGGUUCCUGAUGCUGCUGUUGGCUUCCAAUACAGCCACUCCAUGCUGCUCCCACCCGGCUCUAGGUCCUUGUGCCUCCUGGGCUGGGCUGGCUGUGAAGCCCCAUGGGUCUGAGCCUGGUCCUCGGGGCCGGCGGGGCACAGGGAUGUGGUUCAAUGGGUUUUGAAGCUAGUUUCUCAUGGGCGUGGGAGGAGGAAGGGCAGCACCCAGCUCUGCUUCCGUCCUGUCUUGGCACAGGACAAGGUGUGAGCUCCACUUGACCUUGGUGAAAGGUUUCUGGGCCUGUUGGCAAUGUUUGGAUCCCCUUUCUGACCCUCCAAGGACUGCCUUUUUCCUUGGAGGGAGCUGUUACAGCCUUGCCUCAGCCUCGUGGAUGGGUUAGGGGCAGGAGCCAGAACCCAUUCCAUGCCAUCCCUGUCCCCUGUGCUGUCUGUCAUUGUACUUCAUCCUCCCCCAUUUGCUUCAUCCCUAUCCCUGUGCUUUAUCAGCAGAGGGAUGUCUCGGUGUUUGUAGUGUGAUUGCAAGGCAGGGGCUGGGGCUGGCCUGACUGCUCCUUUAAUUCUGCGUGUUGUCAUCUGUGGGAUGAACCUCUGGUCCAGGCCGGCACCCAGGGGCUGGGGGGGGUGGCUGGACAUUGCCACUUGCAAGGAAAGGAGGUGGGAAAUGGGAUAAAGCCCUGAGCCCUGGAAAGGCCACCCAGCUACCACCUCUCCUGAAAAUCCUGUGGGCUGCCCCAAAUCCUGGCACGGGGAAGGCCGCCGCCAAGGGAGGGCCAGCUGGGGUUUGGUUGUGCUCAUAGUGUGGAGGACAUCGCUGGCCACCAAGGGCUGUCCCCAGGGGCUGAGUUUGGCGCUGCGGAUUUGGCUUUUCUAGAGGAUCUGGGGAGGAGAGCACCUUGCUGCUGGGUACCAGCGAGGUCUGCUUCCCCCACGGCACCGGGCAGUGGUAACACCAGGGCUGCCCCUGCCCUUCCCCACUCACCGGUGAAUGUGCCGAUGUUGCCUUGACCGUGUUGGGGUGCCCCAGCGAGGGGGGGGGGGGCUGCGAAGCCUGGGGGGAGCGGAGCACACUGUACUGAAUGCUGUAUUUUCUAAAGAAUAAAGUAUUUUUAAAACAG